Centropristis striata (black sea bass) is the source of this 3906-nucleotide messenger RNA. It is a transcript of the gene mpp3a, whose product is annotated as MAGUK p55 scaffold protein 3a. Bases 94 to 1929 code for a protein of 611 amino acids. The record is from RefSeq and is a predicted model, not a curated record. Gene Ontology annotation, molecular function: protein binding. Gene Ontology annotation, cellular component: cell-cell junction; plasma membrane. NCBI's taxonomy places the organism in Eukaryota, Metazoa, Chordata, Actinopteri, Perciformes, Serranidae. The transcript has 20 exons.
AGUCAGGAGGGACACAAACACUGUGAGAGAGAGAGAAAGAGAGGAGGGAAAGAGAGAAGAGAAGGUUUCCUCCCCUCCUCGCUGCACUGACCCAUGAAAGAAGCCAUGCCGGUGCUCACAGCAGGAGCGGGGCUCCACGAGACGCUGGCCCUGCUGACCUCUCAGCUGAGGCCCGACGCCAAUCACAAAGAAGACAUGGUCUUCCUCAAAGACGUGUUCAGUGAGAGGAGCUUAGAAUACCUCAUGAAGAUUCAUGAGAAGCUGAGACAGUAUGAGAGACAGAGUCCGACGCCCGUCCUCCACAGUGCCUCUUCUCUGGCAGAGGAUGUGGCCGAGGAGCUGCAGGGUGGACCGAUGAGCACCGAGGAGAAGGAGCUGCUGCACCUGCUGACGUCACCACACCUCAAGGCCGUUCUCUCGGUGCACGACACCGUGGCGCAGAAGAACUUUGAUCCCGUGCUGCCGCCGCUGCCGGACGACUUUGAGGACGAGCUGGAGGAAGAGUCGGUGAAGAUCGUCCGGCUGGUGAAGAACAAGGAGCCUCUGGGAGCCACCAUCAGGCGGGAUGAAGCCACCGGAGUGGUGGUGGUGGCUCGGAUCAUGAGAGGAGGUGCAGCCGACAGAAGUGGUUUGGUCCAUGUAGGAGACGAACUCAGGGAGGUGAACGGGGUCUCUGUGAUCCACAAGAGGCCUGAUGAGAUCAGUCAGCUGCUGUCCCAGUCCCAGGGCUCCAUCACUCUAAAGAUAAUCCCUGCCACUAAAGAAGAGGACCGACUGAAGGACAGCAAGGUGUACAUGAGGGCUUUGUUUGACUACAUCCCAUUGGAAGACAAAGCGACGCCAUGCCAAGAAGCCGGACUUCCUUUCAAGCGAGGAGACAUCUUGCAGGUUGUGACCCAGGACGACCAAACGUGGUGGCAGGCGAAGCGAGUGGGCGACAGCAACCUGCGGGCCGGACUCAUCCCGUCCAAACACUUCCAGGAGAGGCGACUGGCCUACAGGAUGAAAAUGGGCACGCUCCCGAAUCCAAAAUCCCCUAAAAAGCCUGUCUAUGACCAAGGAUGUGAUAAAGAGGACUGUGACUGUGAGGGCUAUUUCAAUGGACAGUACAUAGUCUCUCCUAAGUGUAAAGCAGUGGCGCCCUCCUGUGGCCAGGUGUUUUCCUGGGAAUUUUAUUCAGCUGGUUUACGGAGAAGUUUCCGGCUGAGUCGCAAGGACAGACAAGGAUCCUCCGGAGAGAGUUCUGACCCUGGAGACCCCGAUUACCUGACGUAUGAGGAGGUGACCCGCUACCAGCAGAAGCCCCACGAGAGGCCCCGUCUGGUGGUUCUGAUCGGAUCUCUUGGAGCACGGAUCAAUGAGCUCAAACAGCGUGUGAUUGCUGAAAACCCACAUCGCUUUGCAGUCGCUGUACCACACACCACCAGGCCCAAGAAGCCUCAUGAGAAGGAGGGAGUGGAGUACCACUUUGUCACCAAACAGCAAUUUGAUGCGGAUGCUUUAAACAACAAGUUCAUCGAGCACGGCGAGUACAAGGAAAACCAGUAUGGCACGAGUAUAGAGGCCAUCCGUUCCGUGCAGGCCAAGAACAAGAUGUGUGUGGUGGACGUGCAGCCUGAGGCCCUGAGGAGGCUGCGGACAGCAGAGUUCAAGCCCUAUGUGAUAUUUGUCAAGCCUCGUGUUCCUGAGAGCAGACGCCGCCGCAGCGCCGCCACUUCACCAGGAGGGGGAGAGCACAGCCGCGUCACAGAUGAAGACCUGCAGGAGAUGCGUCAGUCUGCCAUCCAGACUGAGCAGCAGUAUGGACACCUGGUGGAUCGGGUCCUGAUCAAGGAGGACUCAGCCAGUGCCUGUGCAGAACUCCGGGGUAUCUUGGAAAGGCUAGAGCGAGAGUCCUUCUGGGUGCCUGUCAGCUGGGUGCGGACCUAAAUCCCCCUCCCCCUCCUCUCCCACCGCACCCCUCCAGGAGAACUUCACAGCCAACCCACUCAGAUCCUGCACUGGUCCUCUCCUGAUCCCCUUCCCCUGCUGGCCGGCCCGGGAGUCUGCUGAGCUCCCUUUGAAUGACUGAAGCAAGGCUGCUCAGACAUAUAAACUGAGGCACCAGAGGGAGAGGAUGAUGUCAGAGGAAUACCUCGUUAUAUUGCGUGUUUCAGCAGAUCGACAGCUCUCUCGGUCCAGAAAAUCACAGUCUCACUGUCACUCCAAGUCAUAUUUAUUCAGGUUUGAUUUUUACUUAUUUAUUGACUUCAGAGAAAAGUUUAACAAGUGUUUUAUUCCUCACGCUGUCACUGGAGCGUGGCAGCUUCGGGAUCUCACUCAGAGGAUUGCUCAGUCAGUCAGCUUUAUCGUGACUCUUUUUGGAGUACCUGUAGUAGCAUGUUUUUUUUUUUAGCUUCACACUUUGAUUCAACUCAAUGCCAAUCGCAGAAUGCUUCCUGUUAAUUCCUGCUGCUCAUGCAUCCUGUACAGUGUAACAACCAUUCAUACACUCAGCAGAACAGGAGAAAUUGAUAUAUAGAGUCUAGUGAAUGCCAUUUGAAACUGUUGUUUUUUUGCUAAAUCUGAUUUCCACACACGAAAAAUGAUAUCCGAAUGGAAUGUGAGAAUUUUAUUUUCUACGAAACUGUUUGUUUUUAAGGAAACGCAUGAUUAUUUAAUCUCAGAUGUAUAUAUUGUAAAUGUUUACUCCUGGUGUGCCAACGAAAGAUCUCGUAGCACUUCAAUGCAACCUGUUUACCUUCGGUCCCGGGGAGCCCACCUCCUGUUUGUGUGUACAGAGUGACGCCGCGCACAAAGUGUGCGUGGACGGGUUCACACACACCGACACGAGACGCUCAUUUUACAUGCAGGAAUGGGUUUUGUACAGUUUCCUUGCACAUAUCUGUAUUUUUGACUGCAGAAGAGGAGGCGGGGACUAGAUAUCUGUUUUCUGUGAUAAUCAGGGUUUUGCUUUAUUGAUGUCAGAAAGGACGCUGAGAUGUUUAAAAUGAACACUGAAACUUUUUGCUGAUAAAUCACAAAAUAUGUUAAUAUAUUUAUCAAGCAAAAUUGCCAAACAUUCCUGAGUUACAUUUCUUCUUCUGUAGUGGUGAACUGGACGUCUUUUAAGAAGAUUGUGACGGAUAUUUGUCACUAUUUGGACAUUUUAUUGAGAAAACAGUUAUCGAAUUGGCAGAUUGAUAAUUUAAAAUGAUUUUUAGUUGCAGCCUGAUUUAAAAUUAAAGGCCUGACACAGGAAGAAAUUGUCAUAAAUGUCAGUCUUGCAUUAACAGUGGCAAAUAUCUGAUUCACGGUAAAGGAUGGGUACACAUUGUUUCAAGAGCAAGUGCAUGUAUUUGAACAUUUAAAGAGUUCUUUGUUGGAUAAAUCAUAAUUUUUCUCUCAACAGACUUUCAAUGAAAGGGAUGGGGACAAGAUACAGCCCCAAUCUAUGUGACAAUGUAUUCAAAAUUUAGCAAAAACAGUUGGGUUUGGGUUCUAUCUGGUCAAACAACAUGAGGGAAGACAGUAACUUUGGAGGAGAAUCACUUUAUUAGACUGUCAAAGCCUUUUAUUAGCUUGAGGAGUACUUUUUAAACAGAGCAGAGUCACUUACUAUUAGAAUAACUUUUUAAAAAGGAUCUUUUCACAGCCAGAAUGGAGAGGAGACAUUAUUGCAGUGGCCAAGCUACAUAUUUGAAAAAAUGUGAACCUAUCCUUUAAUGACACAAAUGUUUGGGUUAACUAUCACUUCUGCACUGACAUUUUCUUGUGUGUGUGUGUGGUUUUAAAAGACGCAGCCUCCAGAUCCCCUCUGUUCUUUUUGAAUUUAAACAUGCAAUGAUCUCUUCUGUAUGAACCCAGAAUGUUGAGUUUGUAACGUGACCUGUACAAAGUGCCAUAAUAAAAGCUCGCUGAGUCAAA